AUGGGGAGAAGCUAUGACAAUGAAAAAUGUGAAGAUGAACUUUACAUGGAGGAGCCCGAUGAAAAAGAUGAAUCUUUAUCCUUAUGCGAUCUUCCCAUAAAUCUAGUCAAAGAUGACAACCCCCAUUUCCUCCUAGAAAUUAAACCCAGAGCCGGCAAGGCAUCCAUCGCCGCCGCUGAUGAUGAUUUUGAUUUCGGUUCUCUAGGAGGUUUCAGUAAUCUCGCCGAUCAGCCACCGCCGGAAAUGUGUUUGGCCGACGAGGUCUUCUACCAGGGCCAACUUUUGCCUCUUCGCCUCUCUGUUAGCUCCGACAAUACCUCCGCCGGAGUCUACCGCCGGCACUUGAGAAGCAUCAAUAGCAGCGGAAGCAGUAGCAGUAGAAGCCAGUGUUCUUCCUCGAGCGUAACAAACAAUUCCUUAACAACUACCUCCGCAGCUAGAGACCCGCGGCUCAGAGUCCCAAAUUUAUUCCACUCCCACCCGAGUCCUAAACCCCAAAUUAAAGCCUCGCCGAUCACAUCCCGACAGGCGAGCACCGGCGGAAACCGCCAAAAGUCCUCCUUCACGUGGGAUUUUUUCCGGCUGGGAGUAGUGAAAACACCGGGAAUGGAACUAGAGGAUCUCAAACACCGAAGCAGCACGAGGAGGAACUCCUCCGUCAGCCGAAGCAACAGCGAGAAGGCCUUUGUUCCGGCCGCCCCAAGCAACGAGAGAAGCGUAAAGGUGAUGAUGAGGAGACCUCGAGAGAGUGUAUUGAUAGAGAGGAAAAGCAGUGGAAUUCUAAGUGGGGUCGGGUGUAAGUGUUCGGUGGGGUCUACGGUAGCGCCGGCGCCGAAGGCGAUGGUGGUGGUGAGGAGGAAGGGGAACGGUAAGAAUAUUCCGGCGAAGAGCGAAUUGAGAAUGAAGAAGUUGGGAAAAGAAAAAGAGGAAGAGGAAAAGUUGGAAUUGUCUCGUCACAGGACAUUUGAAUGGCUAAAGGAGCUCUCGCAUGCGAACUUUUCCUGUGAGGUUUAG
Cucumis melo (muskmelon) is the source of this 1014-nucleotide messenger RNA. RefSeq names its product probable membrane-associated kinase regulator 1. The transcript has a single exon. The record is from RefSeq and is a predicted model, not a curated record. Lineage: Eukaryota; Viridiplantae; Streptophyta; Magnoliopsida; Cucurbitales; Cucurbitaceae. The coding region runs from base 1 to 1014 and encodes 337 amino acids.